Molecule: messenger RNA, 2780 nt
Organism: Hippocampus comes (tiger tail seahorse)
Lineage: Eukaryota; Metazoa; Chordata; Actinopteri; Syngnathiformes; Syngnathidae
Exons: 18
Coding region: 72-2780 (902 amino acids)
Source: RefSeq, a predicted model, not a curated record
UUUCCUGUUUCUAGCAACUUCGCAAUUACAGGAGAAAGGCAAAAGAGCCCAAAGUGGACCUGGCUGAGUUUAUGAAGUAUCUAGCUGACCAUUAUAACUGUGAGUCUCCUUACGAGCUGGGUAUCAGGAUACACAGUCUCGGGCUGCCCAUCGCGACAUUAAACAAAGUGAGUCGUCUUGAGCACAGCGAAAUGAACGAGAUGAAAGAAGCUAUUCGGAAAGAGCUGGAAGAGGAGACCCGGGAGCAUCUGAUAAAACUCAAGAAGAGUGUCCUUGAGCCAGUAAAAGCCACAAGCUCUGUCUUUGCUGGGAACUUGGAACUCAGAAGAAAAUAUGCCUCCUUGACAGCAGCAGAAGUGGUGCUGGCAGUCUUCACAAAUGCAGAAAAGGUGUUGAGUUCUGGAUUGCAUAAGGCAUUGGCUAGUUUGCAUUCUUGUCCUCUGUUAGAGGAUUUAAAUGAAUGGAGUCAAUGGGAGCUUAUAUUCAAACCUUUCCAUGGCUCCCUCAAAGAUUUUAUUGAAAGAAAUGCAGCAAAUACAGGCUUGGCAGCGUUGGAGGUGGCGCCAAGUUUGUUGCUCAGAAUCACUUCCGACACAGGAGACACGUAUUUCUCCAACGCCGCCUUGACCCUUGACCCCGUGGGGACAGCUGGUCACCUCGUGUCCAUUGUUGUAGCCGAUGGGAUCACAAAUGCUCCCACGGCCCUCCUGGCGAAUCAUAUGCAGAGUUCCCUGGCGGCGGCUGUGGCUGAAGAAGAUCUGUCUCGAGCUGAAGAGGACAUGUCAUGUUACACUACAGUGGCAAAUUUCCUUUUGGAGUGUUUGGUUCGAAUUCCGAAUAGAAUCUGUCAGGCUCUUUUGCAGCAGGUGUUUUUAGAGCCUUUGUCCAGAGUCUUGGGUCAAACAAAGUCAAAACUGGUCCUAAUCACUGUGGCCCAGUCAAACCCGAGGCACAUAAACUGUUUGCAUCGACUUGGAAUCCUUAUGGGCAUCACAGAGUGGUUGAAGGACUACCAAAAAAAGCUGACAACAUCGCAGAUCCCAAAUGGCGCCUCAUACUCAGGACCUUUACAUCAGCCGAAAGUCCAAACACAGUCUAAUGUGGUGGAUUCUGAGAGCAGCAGUCUGUCAGGCGAGAACAUGAGUGACGAUGAGGGUGUAGCAGACAACAACGCAACAGACAGCGGUUUAUCCUCCAGUCCUCUCAACCACGGCCUUCAACAAGGAGAAGAUCUAGCGGAGGAAGAAUCGGCCGAAGAAGAACUGUUUGUUGAGAUGUCGGACAACUGCAGCGAAGCCCAAGCCGUGUGCAGCAAUCCGUCAGAACUUCUGGAUUUGAAUGAGGACGAGCUGGCCACUUCUCAACCUGAGCCCACUUUAGAUGUUCACAGAGCAAUAAUUGAGGAAAUAAGAAAAAAAGAGUUUGGUAUUGGUGUGGAACUGACAUCUGAAGGUCAAAACCUGAUCCAGGCCCACCAGUACCGGCUUGGCAGAAGUUUGGAUCGCCUCUCGACCGAGCUCUACAGCAAAGACACACAUUUUGUUUUGGAACUCAUUCAGAAUGCAGAUGACAACAAUUACCCAUCAGGUUCUGAUGUUGUUCCAGCACUGGCUUUUGUGGUUGAGAGGGACUGCAUCACCAUUCUCAACAAUGAGACUGGCUUCCAGGAGGCAAACAUAAAGGCUAUAUGUGAUGUGGGUCAAAGUACCAAGGGCAAACACAAAUAUGGAUAUAUCGGACAAAAGGGCAUUGGCUUUAAGUCAGUAUUCAAGGUCACAGACCGUCCAGAGAUUCACUCCAAUGGCUUCCAUUUGUUUUUCGACAAGACCUGCGGCCCCAUGGGAUAUAUACUCCCCCACUGGAUGGAUGAUGAGAGGCCCUUGAACCCACAGUUAAAUGACUCCUUUCUUCACAGCAGCUGGACAACUAAGAUCUGCCUUCCUCUGCGCUCCGAGAGCCAUCAGACCCGAAACCUGUUCCAUGACGUGCACCCUUCCCUGCUGCUGUUUCUGCACCGGCUACGUUCGAUCACCAUCUACAAUCAGGCUGAGAGCCGCCUUGUAACGAUGACACGUAAAGACCUGAGUCAUAAUGUGCUUGAGGUAGAGCACACAGAUGGUACUGAACGCUGGCUAGUCGUCAAAUCUACACUGCGGCCCAAGAUGCUCAAAGAGAAUGUUGAAUCGACUGAGCUUGCGCUCGCCUUCCAACUCAACUGUGACAACUCGGGAAGUGACUAUAUAGGCCAACCGCCGAAACAGCCCGUCUUCGCCUACCUGCCUCUUCGCAGCUUUGGCUUCCGAUUCAUCGUACAAGGUGACUUUGACAUCCCUUCUUCUCGAGAGGACGUUGACAGAGACAGCUCAUGGAAUCAAUGGCUCCGAUCGGAGAUACCACAACUCUUCCUUCAGGCCAUGAAAGUCUUCAACGAUCACCCAGAGUUCACAGGCCUUAGGGGGCUCUGCCAGUUCCUGCAGUUUAUCCCCCUGCCUGACGAAGUGAUGGACUUCUUUAAGCCCGUUGCCGGUCAGAUUAUCCAGUUGCUCAAGGGCAAGGCCUUCCUGCCUACACUCAGCUCAGGCGGUCAGGUUGUGUACAAGCUACCAUCCCAAGUGGCGGUCUGUAAGGAUGCCGUGAUUCGCAAGGUUAUCAGCCAAGAGGAGCUGGAAAAGCAUCUGUUGCUGUCAUAUCUCCACCCCGGUCUAAGCCCCGCCCCUCCUGCCUCUCUCCUAUCCCACCUGGGUGUUCGGCACCUCAGGGGCUCCGCAGUUCUGUACUGA